CUGCUCCCCGAAGGGCUGCCCUGCCCUCCCCUCCCUGCUGCCCUGCCCCAUCCCUGUGGCGCUGGCAGGAGGGAGGGCGGAGGGCUGCCGUCGAUCUGCCCACCCUGCGGUGCAGCUCAAAGUUUGCCUGAUGCCGCUCUCCGCUCCUGGUCCAUCGGGUCUCAUCUCUGCGAGCUGCCCGUCUCCCGUUGGCCCUGUGUGCAGGGCCUGGGGAGUGACUGCUGCUCCUGGCAGCACCUUCAGCUGGAGCAAAACCUUCCUUUUACUCGUUGUCUGCUGUUGCCUCCGCUCCUUCCUCUAGGUAAUUAAAUGCCCGUGGUGUGGAUCUCUGCUCUGUUGGCAUGCUCGGCUGCACAGCGGCUCUUCCAGUAGCUUCUCCUCAUCCACCCCCACUGCAAGAGGAUGGCGAAAGCAAACAUAACUCGAGACAUCAUCCACAGGCAGAUCAAGGAGCGGGGUGCACUGGGCUUUGAGAGGCACUAUCAUGUCACCGACCCGUUCAUUCGACGCCUGGGCCUGGAAGCGGAGCUGCAGGGUCACUCUGGAUGUGUCAACUGUCUAGAAUGGAACGAAAAAGGAGACUUGUUGGCCUCCGGCUCAGAUGACCAGCAUACCAUUGUCUGGGAUCCUCUGCACCACAAGAAACUUCUUUCUAUGCACACAGGACAUACUGCAAACAUCUUUUCUGUCAAGUUCUUGCCACAUUCGGGGGAUCGGAUCCUCAUCACGGGAGCUGCAGAUUCCAAGGUGCAUGUCCAUGACUUGACUGUCAAGGAGACCAUCCACAUGUUUGGAGAUCACACCAACAGAGUGAAGCGGAUUGCCACAGCUCCCAUGUGGCCCAACACCUUCUGGAGUGCAGCAGAAGAUGGGCUAAUCAGGCAGUAUGAUCUGCGAGAGAACAGCAAGCGCUCAGAAGUCCUGAUCGACCUGACAGAGUACUGUGGGCAGCUGGUGGAAGCCAAAUGCCUCACAGUCAACCCCCAGGAUAACAACUACUUAGCAGUAGGGGCAAGUGGCCCCUUUGUGCGGCUCUAUGACAUACGGAUGAUCCACAACCACAGGAAGAGCAUGAAGCAGUGUCCUUCAGCUGGAGUGCACACGUUCUGUGACCGGCAGAAGCCCCUCCCGGAUGGCGCGGCGCAGUACUACGUGGCAGGGCACCUUCCAGUGAAGCUUCCAGACUACAACAACAGGCUGAGGGUUCUUGUGGCCACGUAUGUCACCUUCAGUCCUGAUGGCACCGAGCUCUUAGUCAACAUGGGAGGGGAGCAGGUCUAUUUGUUUGAUCUCACAUACAAACAGCGGCCAUACACUUUCCUCCUCCCCAAGAAAUGCCAUACUUCAGGGGGUAAGUGUGAUGCUGUCAUCAAUUGAGUGGAAGGCAGAGUGAAAGCAUGUAGUACACAACUCUUUUCAGGGUGCAGCCCCCAUCUGGGCGGGAAGGAAAGGAAAGGAAGUAGGGCAUAGCUGGUGCUGGGCUAUUUCUGCAUUGCAGCUCAUACUCUGAGUUCUGAAACUCUUACACAUGGUGACAGAAUUCUGUGAAAAUGUGUGUCUUGAGGGGAGAAAUGAGCUGCUGAGAAUUGUUUGCAUGUGUGAACUAAGGAGAAUGCUUAAAGCUCUAUCUAAAGGAUAAAGCAGACUUGGUAGAGUGAUUGUAGUCCUAGUGCCUUGCCUUUAACUAAGGGGGAAAAACUUUUCAUGUAGACAGACAU
Meleagris gallopavo (turkey) is the source of this 1718-nucleotide messenger RNA. Lineage: Eukaryota; Metazoa; Chordata; Aves; Galliformes; Phasianidae. The record is from RefSeq and is a predicted model, not a curated record.